This is a messenger RNA of Erpetoichthys calabaricus (reedfish), 4835 nucleotides long. It is a transcript of the gene stk40, whose product is annotated as serine/threonine kinase 40. The record is from RefSeq and is a predicted model, not a curated record. The coding region runs from base 279 to 1592 and encodes 437 amino acids. Gene Ontology annotation, molecular function: protein kinase activity; ATP binding. Gene Ontology annotation, biological process: protein phosphorylation. The transcript has 11 exons. NCBI's taxonomy places the organism in Eukaryota, Metazoa, Chordata, Cladistia, Polypteriformes, Polypteridae.
GCGUCCUUUUACUGCGAUGUGCGUCAUGUCCGUUGUCAGGUGGUGCUGCUAUGGAAAGAUGUGAUCUGUGGUUCGAAAGGCGGAGAAUUUUCCUGAUCGUUCAUUUCACUAACAAUUAGAAAAAGGGUAGCCUAAGUUCAGAUCGACCCCGUACGGGUUGUUGGCUUUCUAGGUGGGGGGGAGAGGUACCUUUUUAUUGUACAUAACCGCGGAAACCAUGCCUGGCUUGUAGAGAGCUCCUUUCACCCGGCUGCGUUUGGCGGAAGUGUUGCUUUAGGAUGCUAAAGCGGAGAGCACCAGACAGAGGCGCUGGAGAAACAUCAGCCAGGGCCAGUAAAGUUCUUUGUACUGGUAUUGCUGGGAACAAUGCUAAGAGAGCUGGGCCUUUUAUACUAGGGCCUCGAUUAGGCAACUCUCCUGUGCCAAGUAUAGUUCAGUGUUUGGCAAGAAAAGAUGGCACUGAUGAUUUUUAUCAGCUAAAGAUUCUUACUUUGGAAGAACGGGGUGAGAAAGGAGUAGAAACGCAAGAAGAACGUCAGGGAAAAAUGUUGUUGCAUACAGAGUACUCCCUGCUGUCUUUGCUUCACAACCAGGAUGGUGUUGUCCAUCAUCAUGGCUUGUUCCAGGAUCGUGCUUAUGAAAUUGUUGACGAUCAUGAAGCCAACAAAUUGGUUCGAAAAAUGAAGAAGCGGAUCUGUUUAGUAUUAGACUGCCUUUGUGCCCAUGAUUUCAGUGACAAAACAGCUGACCUCAUUAAUCUACAGCAUUAUGUUAUUAAAGAGAAGCGACUAAGCGAAAGAGAAACUAUCAUAAUAUUCUAUGAUGUGGUACGAGUUGUAGAAGCAUUACAUAAGAAAAAUAUUGUUCAUAGGGACUUGAAGUUAGGGAACAUGGUGCUAAAUAAAAGGACUCACAGGAUAACCAUCACCAACUUCUGCUUAGGAAAGCACUUAGUUAGUGAAGAUGAUCUACUUAAAGAUCAGCGUGGGAGCCCUGCAUACAUUAGUCCUGAUGUACUCAGUGGUCGACCAUACAGAGGAAAACCAAGUGACAUGUGGGCUCUAGGGGUAGUACUAUUCACCAUGUUAUAUGGACAGUUCCCAUUUUACGAUAGUAUACCUCAGGAAUUAUUCAGGAAAAUUAAAGCUGCAGAGUAUACUAUUCCAGAAGAUGGUCGUGUUUCUGAAAACACAGUUUGUCUGAUUCGAAAACUCCUCGUCCUUGAUCCUCAGCACCGACUCACUGCAGCAGGAGUUUUGGAUUCGCUCAGUAACAUUAUUGCUUCAUGGCAGUCCAUGUCUUCACUCAGUGGUCCUUUGCAAGUUGUACCAGAUAUAGAUGACCAGAUAAGCCAUUCUGAUCAUCCGCAAGAGGCUAAGGUGACAGAAGAGUCUUCACAGUAUGAGUUUGAAAACUACAUGAGACAACAGCUCCUCCUGGCUGAGGAAAAAAACACUAUUCAUGAAGCCAAAAACUUUAUUCAUAAAAGGCAGUUUGGCAACAUUCCACCUGUCCGGCGACUAGGACACGAUGCUCAGCCUGUGAGCCCUUUGGACGCUGCCAUUCUUGCCCAAAGAUACUUGCGAAAGUAAGCCAACAGGUCUCAAAAGGCAGCACAAAAAUGUAACGUUCAAACAUCCAUCAUAACUUAAUGAACUUACAGAGCAAUACAGUGUUCUGCAAUAGAGAGUAAUGUAGCAGCUAACCCUCCAGAAGGGGAAAACCGUGAUUUGAUCAUCCUUUUUCAUUAAAAGAAAAGAAAAAAAAUAAUAAUUUUUUUGUGGUGACAAAAAACAAAUUAUUUAGAUUAACUCUUCAAUUGUGACAUUAAAUCUACCUCUCUUCACCAUAACCAACGACACAGUCCCUCAUUAAAGGAAUGAUGAAAUCAUACCAGACGACGUCAUGUUUGGCAGAAGCAUUAUUGUUGGUGCAUAUUGCAGUAUGGAGAAGAGUCCAUGUUUUCUCCGUAUGGUCUUGAUAAGCUUACUUUUUUUAAUCAACGUAGCAGUUUUUCUUCAUUUUGGCAAAUGUUUAAGACGUGUUUUCCAAAAAAAAAAGAAAAAACCUCCUAUUCAAGCUGUCGAUUGUGGGAACUUUGAAAUAUCUUGAUUUUUUUGUUUUGUUUUCCCCCAUUGAAAAGAUAUGCCAUAAGUUGUUUUGUGAUGGUUUUAUAUUGAUUUGCUAAAUUACCAAAUUACAUAUCUUGUUUAGAAAAUUGCUUUUUGAGAUGUUUUUGCCAAGAUGUUUAAGUUUAAUACCUUUGAGUUUAAGUGGGCAUACAAUAUUUCUGCUUAAUAUGAAUUUCCUUUUUUAAGUUUACUUUAUGUAUAAUUUUGGUGCAAAUCUAAUAUAUUCAAUGUGGAAAUUAAAGGUUUCCUGUAAAGACUUAAUCCUAACCUAGGCUAGAUUUUAUUUUUCUUCCAUUUUUUUCCCCCCCAUUUUAAAUUUACAAAGCUCAUUGCCCUAUAAGGUGGACUUCAAAAAGCAAAGAGCAGUUCUGUUCAGCUCCUCAAGGAGAGGAACUGGCAAAGUUCACACGAAUGUCCAGUGAUGCGUAUGUCCCGGGUUGGUGCCAGUCUGUGCUUCUGUGGUGUUUGACGCCAGGCACUUACUAAAGUGAGUGACUCGUUUGGGGCAAACCGCCCACUUUGCAUUCAGCAUGGCAUGGUUGGAAACUUUUGUUCUUUAGUCAAGUAUAGCUUUAAAUUCACUUGUUUUUGGGGGGUCUCCCUCAUUUCUGUUUCUCCAAGGGACACGUUCAAAGGAAAAACAAACAUUGUACUGAAAGGGUCAGCUGUUAACACUAUUUUUAAAGUGAAUGCCUUUCUUGCCACAGUCCAGUAUGUGAAAAAGCUAAGCAUGUACCUAUUCAAUUUCAUCCUUCCCUUGAUCGUUUUUUAAUUUUUGUUUUGAUACUAAGAAAUACAUUUUAUUAACAGGUCUUUAAGCGUUCAUUUUUUGACUGCACGUAUUCUGCAGACACUCUUAUGAAAACUCAUACCUCAACCCUUUUAGUAACAAAAGGCAUUUUCAUACAGUCUGUGUUUUAAAAUUUUUAUAAAUUUAUUAAUUGUUUUCUAAACUUUUUGGUUUUCAAGGAUGAAUAGCACAUCACCAUUUGCCAUGUAACUGGCUUGAUGUCGAUCUCAGUUGACUGACUUGUAUGCUAGCUAUAUGAAUAUGUAAUUUCCACGCGCCUUGUCAGAGUAUAAUAAUAUUGCCACAUUUUGACAAGACUUUCGUGAAGUGAUGUUUAGCACGGCCACCAAGCUUAUCCUUAACUGAAUUACCUGAAGAUGUACCCCCUGGGGCUGUCCCGAUAAGACAGACACUUGAAUAAGUGCCGAAGGUCUUACUUGAAGACGAUGUUUGCAUUCUUGUGGUGAACAUCUUGGUUGCCCUCAUGUUAACAAAGCCAAAUACGUGUGCCGUGGUGUCACAUAUCACUUCAUGGAAGCGGGUCAUACUGUGGCAGCGGGUUCUCUUGCAUAUAGUAAAUUCAUUGUAUUGCGUAUAUUUGCUUUGAAGUUUGUUAUUUAGCCUGUAUGACAUUUGUUUGUUGUCACAAAUGUUUUAAAAAGAUGUGUAAAAGCAAUCUCUAGAGCCAUAACUGAAGACGUAACUGAAACCUGUUAAAUGAUUAUUGAUCAAGAAAAAGUAAUUCUGUGAACUAUAAAUGCUGUUACCUACCUUCUGCUUACUUGUUUUUAAAUUUAAUUUUAUUGUCUGUGAACUUUUUCUUUUUUAAGUGUUUUUAGUUCUGUUUUCAGGUCCUGUGUGGUUAUUGUCUUUAUAGAAUGACCAAGUCUUGUACGUUGACCCUCGCACCAAUGUAAAACUUCAGACUGCACAUAUUUAGCGUUGUGCAGCCAUAAACUUAAUUUUGAACAAACACUUCACACCAUUCAUAGCUUGUGAAAAGUAAAGUAAAAAUCGCAGAUCUAUUAGCAUUAUCAUCGCAUCAUGAGUAUGAAGUAGCUUUAUUUUCAAAUGUUAAAUCAUUAAAGUGUACAAACAACACCCAAAAAUGAUGCGGUGCAGGAUUGGGUUAGGGUGACGCUGGCACCCUCUGUAAUUUAGACGCCAUCUAGCAGUGAAGAAUUUUUCAACUCCAUUGUGACUGAAAAGAAAGUCCAAAUGUCUUGGUAAGCUUUGUUGCCCUUUUCUGUUUUUUUUUUUUGUAUGUUUAUUUUUAUUUUAAAGAGCGAAAGAAUGUUAGAGAAGCACAGUCAUUGGUGUAUUAAAGUACAGAAGCUUCAUAACAUGUGGAUGCUGUGGUCCUGGUUUUACUUCCUAGUCUUCAUGACCUACAGUAUGUAACACUGUGUAUUUGUAUUUUUAAUAUGUGUGUGUCUUCUGAGAGGGAAAAUCCUGUGUUGUGGUUCAAACCUACGGGUGAAGGUAGGAUGUCAUUUUAGUACUUUCAAAAGCAUGAAAUUGGACUGAAUAAAAUGUCUGAAUAUGCCAGGGUCGUAGCAUGUGAAUGACUCCCGGAAUGCACUACGUGGUGUAACCAAAAAGGUGAUGAAACAUAUUGUCAAUAUUUAAAAGUUCUUUUUAUUGAUCUUAUUAAGAAAACAGAUGUAUGCUAUUCCUAAGGCUAACAUUUAUUUUGACUGGAAUUGCAAUACUGGUGCAGGACAAAGAGGGGGAGAAAAAACAAAAAAAGUAUUGUUUAUUAGAGCUGCUUGGGUGUGUCUUUUGAGAGAUGUACUGUUAGAAAGAAACAUUAUGAAAAGACAAACACAAAUAAUUUGUAUGAAAGACAUAUUUUUGUACUACAUCAAUCCUUUCCAUGCAUGUCAGCAAUAAAGAAUUUAAUAUAGUGUAAA